This is a messenger RNA of Bursaphelenchus okinawaensis, 1432 nucleotides long. Lineage: Eukaryota; Metazoa; Nematoda; Chromadorea; Rhabditida; Aphelenchoididae. The record is from the annotation of a GenBank genome assembly.
AUGAAUAUAGUACUACUAACUCUAAGUGUAUCAAACACUCUCAUAUUUACUUUAUUCGUCUAUUAUGUUCCGAUAAUCAUACAAAAGCUAUCUGAGAUUGACCAGUUUGUCAAGGUUGAAAUCAAUGACAUUUCUGGCUUGCACAAUUCUGCUUGGUAGGUCAUAUCAUAAUUUUUAAAAUUUUUAGUAAAUUUGUUUUUUAAUUUAAACACUUUUUGUAGUCAGCACAACCUCCAAAGCCAGAAAUUUAAAUGUAAUGUCAAGCAGUAAAUACUUGACUUGAGUAUUAUUAUAUAAUACAAAGUUGGAAAAGAUACUUUUGUACAAGAUAUUGUAGGCGGUUGCUACAAAAAACAAAGUCGUUCAAUAGCAGAAGAGACAAAAGAGCAACUUCAACUCAAUGCUUUUGUGACGUAUACAACAAUUGUCCUAGCGGUGCACCGGGCAAAGCUGGUGCUGCUGGGUUGGAUGGAUUUCCUGGUAAGACUUAGUCUGGCUUUAAAACCCUGUCCUGCCUUUGCCUUGCCUUUGCCAUUGCCUUGACAUUGCCUUGCCUUUGCCCUGCCUUUGCCCUGCCUUUGCCCUGCCUUUGCCCUGCCUUUGCCCUGCCUUUGCCCUGCCUUUGCCCUGCCUUUGCCCUGCCUUUGCCCUGCCUUUGCCCUGCCUUUGCCCUGCCUUUGCCCUGCCUUUGCCCUGCCUUUGCCCUGCCUUUGCCCUGCCUUUGCCCUGCCUUUGCCCUGCCUUUGCCCUGCCUUUGCCCUGCCUUUGCCCUGCCUUUGCCCUGCCUUUGCCCUGCCUUUGCCCUGCCUUUGCCCUGCCUUUGCCCUGCCUUUGCCCUGCCUUGCUCUACUGUAUUCUUUUAGGCCUUCCAGGAGCCCCAGGCUCACGUGGCCUAGCCGGCAACUACCCUCAAAUCAAUAUUGAUCACAUAGACAAAUGUCGUAUAUGUCCAUAUGGGCCAGAAGGCAAAGAAGGGCAACGAGGACCAGCAGGCUCUAUCGGUGUACCAGGCUCACGAGGUUUACCUGGUGACAACGGUCGACCAGGCAAACAAGGUCAAGCAGGAUCUGAAGGCAUAUCUGGUAUACCUGGAUUUCCAGGCAAAACUGGUCCAACUGGUGACAAGGGUCGUGAUGGUACUAUUGGUCGAAAAGGGCGACCUGGCAAUCCAGGAGCACGUGGACUAGCUGGUAAACGUGGAGAACCUGGAAAGCCUGGGGAAACUGGGCUCCCUGGACCUAUUGGACUAGCUGGUAGAGUUGGUAGAAGAGGUGAAGCUGGCAAUGCUGGUCAAAGUGGCAUACCUGGCACUCCGGGCAGGAAGGGGCUGCCGGGGAUGGACCAGCUGUACUGUAAAUGUCUUAGAAGAAACUUUGCUUUUAACGAACUUAAGAGUGUCAAUAUACCACAACCUUAUUUUUUAAAGGUAUAA